Megalobrama amblycephala (Wuchang bream) is the source of this 2847-nucleotide messenger RNA. Its product is annotated as SLIT and NTRK-like protein 6. Bases 1163 to 2251 code for a protein of 362 amino acids. The record is from RefSeq and is a predicted model, not a curated record. Lineage: Eukaryota; Metazoa; Chordata; Actinopteri; Cypriniformes; Xenocyprididae. The transcript is spliced from 3 exons. Gene Ontology annotation, molecular function: protein binding.
UUAAACUGUUUGACCAGUGUAUAUCUGGAUAUAUUUGAAAUAAUUUAGACCCUUCUAUACUUCAGAUGCCUUUUGGUGAUUUGGUGACUUUUAGUAGGCUAUGAGUACUCCCAUUGUUCUACUAUCUGAUACCAUCACUGUGCCAUGGUCUGCAAACAAUACUCUUUUGUAAGGGGAUCUGACUUUCCACUGAACUGUCUGUUUUUACAUUUAACUUCAUUACCAAACAUCUGAUUCAUCCUGUGACUCAUUAGAAUCGGAUGAUUUAAGUUCAUGUUCACUGUUUUUGGAGGGUAUGUUUACAGAACGGCUGGAUGAGACUCAGUGAGACAGAGACAGAGAGAGAGGUGGUGUUUUAAAGCUUUGUUAUAAACAGAAUCUAAUGGGUGGUCUGUGUUUUGGUGAAGUUAUCUAUGGCCCACUCACUGCAACGUUCCAGGAUCUCCACUGUUUUUCUCCCAAGUGCAAUGAUGUUUAAACGUUAAACGCUGUUGACCUCUGCUGGUCAGGAAGUGAACUGCACAGACAGCAUUAACGCCAUCGUGACCCCUGGUAGCGCUUCAUGUACAACUUCUCAUUUGAAGCUUAAAUAAGAGCAGUACUUAUGUCACAGCAUGAUUUGAUACAGAAAGUUGUACUUCAAAAAGUCCAGACAGAUAGAUAGAUAGAUAGAUAGAUAGAUAGAUAGAUAGAUAGAUAGAUAGAUAGAUAGAUAGAUAGAUAGAUAGAUAGAUAGAUAGAUAGAUAGAUAGAUAGAUAGAUAGAUAGAUAGAUAGAUAGAUAGAUAGAUAGAUAGAUAGAUAGAUAGAUAGAUAGAUAGAUAGACAGAUAGAUAGAUAGAAAUGAUCGAAUGAAAAUGAAUUGACCAUCCUGUAAUCCAGUGAAUCCAGACCAAGGAUUACAGUCUCAUCUGUGUCUCACUCAAUCUCUCACAGGCUGCACAUCACCCACUGUGUUUACUCUGAGAUGAAGCAUCUUGAUCGUAUCAUAAUCCCACCACACAGCACAAAUCACUAGUGUGAGUGAAGAAUGACCAUCUCGCACGCUGCACUGCAUAUGAUACCAGUAGAUUCUCUUCAACACUGCUCCUGUACAAUAGUGUUUCCCUCCCGGCUCAAACACAGACACAUGCACACACUCCCCACCUGCAGCUGCUCCUCUGAUGACAGACUCUAAACUCAGAACUUCCAGGAUGCAUCUGUUGUUCGUGCUUCCCUUGGUGUUCGAGGUCCAGUCCAUCUCCAUGAACCACAACUUCACCUGUGACUGCAAAUGCCAUGUGGAGCUCAAGAGCGCUAUCUGCACCAACAGCAAUUUCACCAACCUGCCCGCCGCCCUUCCACCGUUCACUGAACAACUGGACCUGUCCCACAACCACCUGAGUGCCAUCCAGCCCCGAGCCUUCCACACCACACGAAGACUUCGCGUCCUGCUCCUCAACGACAACGCCAUUGGCAUACUAGCCGAUGGUGCGUUUUCUCUGCUGGAAGAUCUGUUGAGGUUGGACCUGAGCCGGAACCGAAUCACAUCUCUGAGUGAAGGAUUUUCACAGGGUCUCGGUUCCCUUCUUAUUCUGUCAUUGGCUGAGAACAGAUUGACCAGCUUGGACAGCAGUUGUUUCGUCCACUUUGAUGCAUUGCAAAGACUCAACCUCAGCCAUAAUGCUAUCGAAACAAUCAAGAUGAGGGCGUUUGGGUCCAUGAGUACCCUACGCCAGAUACAACUCGAUUGGAACAAUUUAACGGUUCUCAAAAAUGGCAUCUUCUCCAUGCUACGCAAUCUCGAAGUCCUAAAUGUAUGUCACAACCAGAUAGACUUCUUGGACAUCGGCGUGCUUUCGCCAUUGACCAGUCUUGCUCUACUGGACCUCACCUACAACAACCUUUCCACUAUUCAAUUCAAGACCUUCUUGAGUCUUAAUACAUACAGCACUCACAUAAUGCUCAGAGAAAACCCAUGGAAGUGCGACUGUGAUCUGCAGCGAGUCUUCCGGAAGCUCUGUAAUGUCAAACGGCUGUUCCUGGAUGACUACGACAACCUCUCCUGCUUUGAUGAAAACAACAGAAACUACACGGCGGGUUUUCAUAAGGAAUUCUGUGUUGGUGAGAUGGUUACUGUCCUGGUCAUUACAAUCACAGUGGUCAUCACUGUUGUGGCUGCCAUAGUCAUGGCAGAGAAGAAAAGGGGAAAGAAGAACAAAGAAAAGCAUUGGACGGAAACCAGCGAGUUGUCCUGUGCAUCGCAAGAUUGAACUAAUGACAAUAGUGUAAAAAGGAAAAUUAAUCUAUCUCUUUGCUUUAUACUCAUACACAAAUGUCUUACUAAUUUGAAAAAAGAUUUGAUAAAAUGUCACACAAACUAUAUGUGAACUUAUGGCUAGCCAGAUUAUAUAUAUGCUAUGUACUCACUCGAAAUGAACAUAAAGCUUCCGCGAAGAGAAAUAAUUCCAAAACUAACAAACAAGAACUGAAAGCUUAAAGGGAUAGUUCACCCAAAAAUGAAAAUUUUCCAAUAAUUUACUCACCCUCAAGCCAUCCUAAGUGUAUAUGACUAUCUUCUUUCAGACGAACACAAUCAGAGAUAUAUUUAAAAAAUCCUUAGUCCUCCAAGGUUUAUAAUGUUUGCGAAUGGGGGGCCACGUUUUGAAGUCAGAAAUAAUGCAUCCAUCCAUAAAAAAAGUAAUUCAUACAACUCCAGUGGGUUAAUAAAGGCCAUUAAAGCGAAGCGAUUUGUUUUGUUAGAAAAAUAUCCAUAUUUAAAAGUUUAUAAAUUUCAUUAAAGGUACCCUAGAAUCAAAAAUUGAAUUUACUUUGGCAUUGUUGAAUAACAAGAGUUCAGUACAUGGAA